UGGCACGGGUCGGACCAUGGGUUGGACAUAGGGUUCAUAUUUGGCGCCCCUUUUAGGGACACUUAUGUGUCCAACGCUAGUGAUAGUCAACUGUUGAACGAACGGCGCGUAUCACUCAGUGCUAUGGAAACGGUGGCCAACUUUGCGAGAUAUGGUAAUCCGGGCAAACAGGAGAGCAUUGAAUGGCAGCCGUAUUACGAGACUAAUAAGAAAGACAUUAUAAACCCGUACUUCGAGUUCACGCGCCGUUACUUCAGUGACAGUCCGUUUGGCGUGGGAUUCAAAUACGAGUGCAACCACUUCUGGCAUAAAUAUGUGCUGGCUAACUGA
Messenger RNA from Oppiella nova, 330 nucleotides. Lineage: Eukaryota; Metazoa; Arthropoda; Arachnida; Sarcoptiformes; Oppiidae. The record is from the annotation of a GenBank genome assembly.